Messenger RNA from Paramuricea clavata, 22784 nucleotides. The record is from the annotation of a GenBank genome assembly. NCBI's taxonomy places the organism in Eukaryota, Metazoa, Cnidaria, Anthozoa, Malacalcyonacea, Plexauridae.
GUAUAAUCUAUAGUAUAAUUCCACCUGCGAGUCAUGCCACCCGCUGGCAGACUUGAAAUUAAAGAAACCGUUUUGACGUAUCUUAACUGUCUUGCACUCACGCAAUUCAGUUAAACAUCGUCACUCUGUCGAAUCAUCUUGUUUUCUGGCGUGCUGAAUAAAAAUGGAAAUUCCUGUGAAGACUUGCUUCUUGCUCUUAAUCCUUGUGUCAGUUGUUUAUGGUACUUUAGGUGAACCUGGACCAGGUAUAAAUUUUAGCUUCUGUGUCACGCAAACCAAAAAUAACAGUUCAGUAGAAAAUAUUUUGAUAUUAGUUUAUGUUAUGUAAAUUAUUUUAAAACAGUCAAAUAGACAAACUUUCUUUGGUAACAGAGUAAAAUCCAGUUACUAAUAAACAAAUAAUGGCUAUUUGAUCAGUGAUAUUCAAUGUUGCAGAGAAAUAUUUCGUGACACGUAUUAAUACGAAAAUUUGCCCAAGGAAUUGAAUAAAAUUUGGUCAAAUUUGAAUGAAAAAUUUGGUUGAGAAAUUUGCAGUCUAUAUUGUAUAAUUUAUAUGCAGGAUACAUAGCGAUCUAUUCACAGGCUGUCGACAAGUUGUGUUCGCAUUGCUUGUUCCCAGUUGUUGUAACAAGUCUGGAACAAUCUGUUAACAACUUGUAAUAAGCUUGAUGGCAUUAUCAGAGAAUUGAAAAAUUUGUUACAAGCUUGUUCUAGAAACUUGUUAGAAACUUUGAACUUGUCAAUUGUGAGAAACUUGUUACAAGGUUGUUCUAGCAAGUCUGAUACAGUCAUGAUAUAUCAAGAAUGUUACAGAUUAAAGACUGACGACACAAUGUUGUGACAAUAUUAUUAUAUCAAUAUUGUUAUAUACCUAUGCCCACACUCACAGAUUGGAAUUUUAAUUAAAAAGUAUCUAUUGUUUGAAACAAAUCGUGCGAACAAAACACGUGCGUCAGCACAACGGACUUAACUACCUCUAAAAUAAAGCUCUUUAUAAACAGGAAUGUUAAUUAGUCCAAUUUGUCUCUGCAUGAAAACAAAAAAUGAUAUAACCACGAAAAUAAACAGUAAUUUUUCUGGGUCUCACGAAUAGCUUUUCGAACCACAGAGUCUCGCUUCUUAUUAAUCUCAGCGUAAGCGAUUUUUCCAGUCCGCCAUGUUCUUAGCAAGUGCCCUAAAGAGAGGCCGUUACCCCCUGAAAACAUAUUGAAAUUUAAUGUUCCAGGGGUGAAUGAUUCUGUGAUAGAAUUUUUAUCUAAUGUAAUUAGUUGCUGCGAAUUGAAAUGAAUAAACUGAAAAGCCACCUUCAGAUAAACUGCCUAUCUUUUUCUUGAAGCCAAAGCGUGUCUGGAGAUCAUAUCACGCGUGUUAGUGUCAUAAUUGACAGAUUGAGUGCUCUUCGCAUGCGUGAAAAGACUGGGACUGGUCAGUGGCUGGAGGUAGCGUUCCAGUUCUUUUCAGUUUAAUGUUGCUGGAUCUCAAAUUGGAAUAAUUCAUGUAAGCCAGUAAUAUUGGAUCAAAAUUCAAGAUGGCGGACGCUUUUUACGCUAAUUUCGUACAUCUCUUAAAAACAUGGGUACUUUUGCCUCUAAUUGUAUAUGCAACCCAACCAUCGUCUACGAGAAAAACAAUCGUUUGCAUAACUACAAUAAGUCGACAAAAACCAUGCCGAAACGAAACAAACGUCGCCAAAAAUGCAAUUUUAAGAGUGAACAGAGACAGAGUGACUGAAUUUUAGGCUUUACUUCCACUUUCUAUAGGUUUUGUAUUUUGGUCUUUGGAAAUUAAUUUAUAAAAAAUAACAUCGAAUUUGAUGGGUUUUGAUUCCCUAUGACAUUUCCUGACAAAACUUCCAUAUUAAGUAUCACACUAUUAAAUAAAACAACUUCAUAUGAAAAACAUAAACGGCCUAUGGACGCUUUUUACGCUAAUUUCGUACAUCUCUUAAAAACAUGGGUACUUUUGCCUCUAAUUGUAUAUGCAACCCAACAAUCGUCUACGAGAAAAACAAUCGUUUGCAUAACUACAAUAAGUCGACAAAAAGUCAAAAACCAUGCCGAAACGAAACAAACGUGGCCAAAAAUGCAAUUUUAAGAGUGAACAGAGUUGAAUUCGUUAGAUUCAGUCUGGAAAAAAUUCCUUAGCCUUAGGUUUUGUAAAAUUUCCUUAAAUUGCUUAAUGUCUAGCGUAUAGACUUUCUGAACUUUUUUGAAAUUAAUUUAUAAAAAAUAACAUCUAAUUUUAUGGACUUUGAUUCCCUAAAACAACUUCACAUAAAAACAUAAACAGCAACAACCUUAAUCUCAAUCAACGACAACGAUCAAAUUUUUCGGAUCACCAUCUAUACUAUUACCUAUAAUGCUAUGUAAAACUUAUUUUAAAAAAGUUCUUUCGAUUUUUACUGCCAUAUUGGACUUGGUACUUCCUUUAAAUAUAUUCUAAGUUAUUCUAGUUAUGAUUCUAGUAUUAUUCUAAGUUAUGAUUCUAAGUAUAUUUUGUCUAUACUAUUGCUAAUCUGAUGCGUUGUUCUUCUUUAAGGGCUACCAUUAUACGAUGAUUGUGUCGAAGCCCACCAGAAAACGUGCAAGUGAGUACAUUAAUUUUGAACUAGCUUAUGAACAAGUGUCAUAGAAAAACUUGGCAAAGACAAAAUUUUUCUCGCCUGUAAUGGGUCAACAAAGGAAAUUUGACAAAAACAUUUCAACACUUGAAUGGAGUUGGACAGGAUAUCAUUUAACGAAUAUAAAACAUUUUCCGUGUUGAUAUACAGUUAUAUCAACACGAGUGGAAAUUGGGAAAACGAGAAAUUGUGUGGAAACAUAACUGUAUAUCAAUACGGAAAAAAAAAUUUAAUUUGUUUUAUAAUAUAGCACAAAGAAACAUAAAGAAAGAAAUUUUCCGACGUUUUCGUGUUGACAUUGAGUUAUAUCAAUACGGCUCACAUUAGCCAAUCAGCGUUCAGAAUUCACAAAUGCUAGAUUAUAAUGUAAUUUUUUAUAUGGCAAGCAUCACUUCCAUCACAUCAGUUCCAGUCCCUUUCUAUUGUGGUGAACACGAAGCUGGUUAGGUCUAAUGAGUAUAAAAUUCACAUUUGAAAUUCACAUCUACAAAACCCAUCUACAAAUACGUGCUUCAUGUCACAUGUCUUGCAAAAACGAGAGAACAAGAGAUGUAUGCUAUAUGCAGCCGUCGGACGCAGCGUCCAUGAGACUGUAUACAGCAUGUACGUAUCCCUCGUUUUACGUAGCCCGCUUGGCUGUAGUACGGCGAAUUUCUCGUCCCAGCCAAGCAGGUUUCCAGGAACAGAUGCAAGGAUUCCGACUAGGCUUAUACUUUGUUGUUCAUUUUUGUAGUGGAAGUGGUGGAAUUUAUUUCAUCAAAUCAAGAAACAGCGUUGGUUAUGAAGAAACAGAAUGCCAUAGUGCUGGCGAGGCGAUUCCUGAAACAGACUGCACAGGGAGUGGAUGGACGUUCAUAGGGCAAUUGUCUGGCAACCCAAACACUGUAAUUAAAUCAGUUUAAUUAUUAUAUACCAAGAGUCAAAGUUAUUUUCUUUGAGUGUCAAAGUCUUUGACACUUGGUAUAUAAUAAAAAAAUACUUAUUGACUGGGACUUUCGGGAAACAGUAUGUUUUGUGGACCCUGGACUGCUGACGUGUCCCGAGCCAUAGCCCCCCUCCCCUCCACUACAUCUCUGCAAUACUUUCGUGCAUCCGGGGUCGUGGCGACCGGAGGUCUAACAGAGUCGGAAUAAGAAUAAGGGUCAGUAUUGAACAACGAGCCAUGAAUAUAUAAUUAACAGGAAAACACGUUUAGAAGCCAUCGCUGACCCAAAACUCAGUAUAUGCGCAAUAUAAUGUGCAGACGGGCAAAAAUUAUCGAGUAUGUCUUCGUCGUUCCUUCGUUGAAUCAUAGUUAAUAGAAUUGAUGGUUUGGAAACUCAUUAUAAUAACAAUAUAACUCAUUAUCUAUGUUAGUCAACGUUUAUUCAUAAAUCUGGUCCUUCACCGUCACGUGCGUAUUGUAUUUUUGCCCAACUAACCAAUAGCAAUGCUUUAGGAAGUUACCUAUCCGUGACUCGAACAAUAGGGUAAAUUGGUAAUUGCUAUUGGUGGAUUUGGCAAAAAUACAAUACACACGUGACGGUGAAGGACCAGAUUUAUGAAUAAACGCUGACUAACAUAGAUAAUGAGUUAUAUUGUUAUUCUAAUGAGUUUCCAAACCAUCUAACUAUGGUUGAAUCCUUGUCGUGAUCAGACCCUCUAGUUAUUUGAAACGGCUCCUUAAAUUGCCCAUUUUCGUAUGACAGCGUUGUGUUCGUACGGAAUAUUUUUCGAUUCUAAAUUACUCUGUGAAAAAGUUCGCGAGCAGUGUUACAAUUUCUCGUUAUCUUAGAACGAGACGAGCUACGACUCUGCAAUUUGGACCGCAAAAGGAGAAAACCAGAUUCAAUUUAAUUCACAAUUCUGGAGUGCUAACGUGACUGAGGUGUGCUUAACCUCGACUGGAUUUGGUAUUCAACUUCCCGUGAAAGGUCCGUCGCUGCGCAGUUUAUUUUUCGAAAACAUCACAUUGGAAAUACCUACACAACAAUGGAUUGAUGGUAUCAAAAUCGAUGUCUCGAAUCUAAACUUCACUAACGCUUGUUUUAAAAGUGGUUUCAACGUGGGGGAUCCAAAUUUUGUUCGUGCUCGUUUAGGGGUUGUCAGCGUGUUUCCUCAUACGGGUAAGAAAGGCCUGGUUCAAAAGUCGCAUUUUUCAUAUGUCGAAUACAACUCAGUUGCAUUAGAUUCGAGCGAAUUGAAUUCAUGCAAAAUUCGACACCAGUUUCAAACAAAUUUUGAAACGUCGAAUUUUGCAUGUAUCGAAUUCAAUUCGGCUUGGGCGUUGCUUGGAAAGACGUAAAGCUUGAGACAUUAAUCUCGUUUAUAAGAGUGUUAAGGCUGAAAUAGGCAAGAACAUCUUUCAGAGGAAAGUAUGAAAGUAUAUGCUAUGCUAUGCUGUGAUGAAUCUAUUACAAACAGCUGCAAAAGUACCUUAUAGUAAUGUAAUCCGAAAUUUAAGAAUGCCGGGAAAAUAUUUGAAGCCCAAAUUUAUCAGUGUAUAGCUCGCUACAGCUACAGUAUUGUAAAAGUAGUCAACUGCAACUACUUCGCUACUGCAUGCGUCCCAUCCUUGAACGAUAGUAACUCCUAGUUUUAAUUUUAAUUUCGUCUAGGUUGUAGUUUAUCCGUGAAGGCGAUUGGCGUCGGUAUAAAAGUUGCUGGUAAGGAUUAUGGCAGCGUGCAUGGCUUGUACGCCAACACAAAUAAUGCUAUAAGUGAUGUGUCUUAUCACGACGUCACCGUUUAUGUCCGUUCGCGUCCUGACCCGAGUGAAACUGUGCCAACUAUGAUGAUGCCGUAGACUUUUUGUAAACACUAUUAUUAGGAUAUAAUCUCGAACAGUCCGUGCCAGUGUAGGUAUAGCGACGAUAACGAGACAGCUGUGGAUUCAGAGGGAUACAACUACCUGAAAAAUACUGAAGCAGAAGUUCGACGUUUCGAGCGAAGGCCCCUCGUCGGGCUAACUUCACUGUUAAAGAAAAAACCCUGUAAUGGAUGAUUCCAAGCGAUAGACGAAAUUUUGAUCUUGACAAGAAGAACGAAGUUCAUUACCAUAGCUGGAAAGAGCAUCUUCAAAUGAGUACAAUUGCAAAGCUUGGUUGCGAAUUAUUGUAAAAUGAGAAAAACAUAGCCAUGUGAAGUUCGCAAAUUUUGUGUAUAUUUGCAUUAUACGCGUGAGAAAAUUAACCAUUUUUGAGCCGAAAGUGGUUGUUUUUACCGCGCAUAAUACAAAUGUAUACAAAAUUGGCGAACUUCACAGGACUAUAUUUUCUUAAAUUUAACAACAUUUAGCAACCAAACUUUGCAGUUUUAUUCAUUCAAAGACGCUCUUUCUAGCUGUGGUGUUGGAUUUCGUUCUUCUUGGCUUGAUCAAAAUUUAGUCUAUAGCUGGAAUCACCCAUUUUACAGUAAAAAGUACUCUACUGGCAGCUGGGACGCCAGAAAAUGUACUGUAAAAACAGAGACUGUUUCUUAAACCGAAGUCUGUAUUUAUACCGAAAAAAGGCGGUAACAUAUUUCUUUUCAAACACGGUCUAUUGCACCAUAAUUUGCAGUUACAUGCUGUAAUUGUAAAAGAUUACGGUCAAACCAAGGCCGUACCUAGACGCGAUAAUUGGGGGGUGCAUAUUCAUAUAUUCGUGUUCUGCCCGACGGAUUUCUUUUGAAAGCGAUUGUUUUUACGGUAUGUGAACAUGAAUGUAUGAAUAUGCCCCCCCACCCCACCCCCCAAUUAUCGCGUCUAGUUACGGCCCUGGGUCAAACACAUGUCAAGUAACGGGUUUCUUUUCAAAUACAGUCAAUUUUAACGUAAUUUACAAUUACAAUACGAUUACAGUAUACAUACUUCAAUCACAGUAAAAAAUAACAGUGCAUUAUUUGGUAAAAAAUCCAGAUAUUUUUAACAGUGUUCCCACCUAGUUGAAGGUCUUGUAGAAAUUAUCGAGUGGAAAGUUUAUAAACAUUUAUUAGACCUAACCAGGAACAGCCGCGAAAAAUGCAACUACAGGUCCCUGGCUAAUGUAUAUAAAUUUCCGGCAUUCGAUAAUUUCCAUUUAUAAAAUAACAUGUAUAUAACGCGUGCUCUGAUUGGUCGAAACCCGUGUUUGGAUCAGGCCAUCCAAACACGGAAAUUUAAAGUGAAAGUUUUUUAAAGUGAAAUUUUAACACGGAAAGUUGUUAUUUUAUAAAACAAUUACUUUAUGGUUUCCGUGUUUGGAUGGCCUGAUCCAAACACUUGGGAAUGUUGCUCGAGUUAAGAAAAGCGCGCAAAAUCACACGCCUUCGGCUCGUUUUCGCGCGCUUUUCUUAACUCUCGCAACAUUCCCGCGUGUUUGGAUCAGGCCAUCCAAACACGGAAACCAUAAAAUAAUUGUAUAUUACAAGAUCCUUCAACAGUGUUAUUGAAUCGAGUGUGAUGCCAACAAAAUCUCGAUAUUUACCCAUAAACUAAACAUGGCAGUAUCAGCCUAUAUAUAUACAUGAACUUGUGCUUAGAGCCUUCAAUGGUUAGAGCUUGACAACUGGCUUCUGUAGCUCAGUUGGUUAGAGCGCAGCGCUGGAGAGCCGCAGGUUCGAUUCCUGCCAGGGACCUGUAGUUGCAUUUUUCGCAGUUGUUCCUGGUUAGGUCUAAUAAAUGUAUAUAAAUUUCCACUCAAUAAUUUCCAUCUACAAAACCCUCCAACUAUUAUUGAAUCGAGUGAGAUGCCAACAAAAUCUAGAUAUUUACCCUUCCCAACUACCAACCUCUCAACGAAGGGUCAUCGCUUGAAACAUCAAAGAUCAGGUAGUUGUAUCUAUCUCAGUACCGUAGGCUGUCGUAUAUAGAUUAUGUCCGUAAUGUCAAGACCGUAACUAGCUCUGGGGGUUUGCUUCCCCCCCCCCAAAAAAAAAAAUGUUGACUUAAGACAGUUUUCCACUUCAACCGUAUCGUUUUGCGAAGCGUACUUCUUUGUUUCCUGACCACUAAAGUGGAACUAUAACGACUUCGACACAAAAGAAAAUGCUACCGGGUAUGUCACGAUACGGUUGAAGUGGAAAACAGGUUGCAGAAACGCUACUCCCUGCAUUUUGAGAGCAGUUUCAACUCAUAAACAAUGUAAAUGACUAUAAUUUUAUAGUCAAUCCUGAGAAUCACAAAUAUUCCUGGUCGGACAUGAUGAGGUGCAUAAUUUUUAAGUGUCUGUGGAAUUGUGGUAAUAUUUGGGACGCUAUAACCCAUGGGUACACCCACGAAAGUUGAUGUUACAAGCAGCUGAAAAUAGAGCUUCGAGCCCUACAUCAGUAACAGAAAAAAAUGCCAUUCAUCUGAUUUCCUUCUUUGAACUUGAAGUCUUCGUGUUUUAAUUUUUUUCACAAAAAUUCUUACCCAGUCAACUGAGUUGAGUAGUUGACUCGUAGCCAGCUGGCCCGAAAAUGGCGGCAACUAGCUAUUUUGAGGAAAGUAAUGAAAAGGCGCAUUGCAUUGCGGUUGAUCAUGCCCCAAAAGCGCGCAUUGCAUUGUGGUUGAUCGUGCCCCCUUAAGAAGUACUAAGUCUAGUACUAAACACUAAUGCGCUAAACUGAUCAUGCUUUGUCUUUUUUCUUUCUGAAACAAAAGUGAUCAGUGUAUGGGACUCGUUUUAAUAAAUGUCUUUCAUGAUGAAUUUUUUUCUAUUAGGUCUCCUAAAAUGCAACCUGGCCAAUGUGAAAAUUAUUUUUCAUUUUACGUACGUUAUUUCCGUACGUCAGUAUAUGUAUAUAACGUUCGCCAUGUUUCCAAGAGUGGGCAAACACUAGGAAACAUUAGUGAGAAACAUAGCGAAACAUCAACGUUUCCGAAUUCGCUAAGAAACAUUGUUUCCACAACAAAGUUUCCUAGUUUGCCCAGGGCUUUACCUUACGAAUAAAAAUCAGGGCCUUUUUUAACCGCCAAAGCCCUCCAGCCAACCAUGAUGCCCUUCCCCACUCAAUCAUUUCGCCUCCCCCCCCCCCAAGUUUAAAGUUUAAAGCUUAUUAUUAUUAGUCAAAGUCUUUUUUCUCUAAAACAUAAGCAAAAUAUUGGAAGAAAAAUGGAAUUUAGAAGGGAUCUUUGAUAUUCUUGUAAAUCAUUGAAUUGUGUUGAAAAUACCUUAGAUUUCAAAAAUUUCCAAGUGGACAGCAUAUCUCAGACCCUAAAUAGAUUUGAGUUGUCUGAAGGCUAGACUAAGUUAUGUUAGUGACCGAGUUGGGGUAUUUACAUAAACAUAUCAUGCAAGUACUUAACUGAAGAUUCAGUCUAUCUGCAAUAUAAUGUAACGCUGUUGAUCCACAAAUCUGUUUCAGAAAACGCACCAAAUGCCGUCCUAGGGUUGGAAAAAUACAAACAUUUUCUGGGGGAGGAAUACCCCCAGACCCCCUACUAUUACAUACAACUUUUUGUCACCAACAACCAUGCAAUGGUCUCUUUUUGUAGAUCCCCCCCCCGGACGAACUCAUGAUGGUGUGUAUAUAUUGUUACCAUGGAUUUUUAUCACACCGAAAUGGCGGCGAAAUUAAAAUUCGGCAAAAUUUUAUUUAGUAAAUUUGAACACAAAGUUUGGUAAAAACCGCCAGAAAAUCAGGUCACCGUACAAUGCAACAAGUGAGUCCCAAACAAUGUCCGAAUAAAUUAUUAAUAAAAUAAUAAUAAAUGGCAUUUAUUAAUUCCAUCAACAUUAUCGUAAUAACAUAUUUUUAUGCCCGCCAUUUUGCUUUGAGAAUUAAGUUUAAAAGUCCUUUUCAAAUGACAUGUUUACUUGUACGUGCAACUCUGCAUUAAAUUUCAUAAAUUCUAUCGAUGUGAUCACGACACGCGAUGAGGAGUUUGACGGAUGGAAUUCAAUGAAAACCAAAUGCAAUGGAAAAAAUCUCCAAGUCCAACAGCUUGCAAUGGAACUUUUAUUAGGAAUUAAAAACGCAUUAAUAAUUCAUGAGGAAAAGACAAAGGAAAUUACUACCAUGUCGGUGGUUUUACAUGUGAUAAAAAUCAUGUUAAUUUACAUCAACUUUAGCUUUGAUUUUCUCACGACUUAAGCUGGAGUUACACGAUCGAGCAACAAAAUUUCUGCAACUUGCAACAAAAUCUGAUUUCAACGCAUGUUAAGUAGAAAUGUUGACACACAUUGCCUUGUGAUUUGUAAUUUAUGUGUAAACAUUUUCAAUUAACAUGCGUAGAAAUCAGAUUUUGUUGGAAGUUGCAGCAAUUUUGUUGCCCGUAUUACUCCACCUUUACACGACACUUAUUACUCCACCUUUACACAGCAACAAAAUUGCUGCAACUUGCAACAAAAUCUGAUUUCAAAGCAUGUUAAGUAGAAGUGUCGACACAUGUUAGAUAAGUCAAGACAAGACGAAAGGCUAUAUUCGUGAGACCCAGAAGAAUCACUGACACCGUUUAUUUCCAUGGUUAUUUUUUGUUUUCAUGCAGAGGCAAAUUAGAUUAAAUAUUAACGUUCCUGUUUAUAAAGAACUUUAUUUUAGAGGCAAUCGAGUCCGUUGUGUUGACGCAGGUAUUUUGCCAAAGAACUUGACAGGCAAUAACACCAGCCUUAGUCAAUUAAAAAAUGGACUUUUUAUGUACUGUAAAGUAGCAUUAGAAACGGUUACGACGUGGAUGAUCCAAGAACAUGGAAAUCAAUAUGUUUGUCCUGUAACAAGUCCCGUAAUCUGUCCUGUGAAGUAUCGUGUUGUUAUUAGUUUAAUGUGUUUGUGAUGUCGUAUCUUAUAUGUAUGGGCCGCUGUAAUUGGCGUAAGCUGUAGCGUGUUCCCUGCCAUUGUCCAUAUAUGUAUUUUCUGUGUUUUAAUGUUUAUUGGCAAAGUUAAAUAAAUAAAUAAAUAAAUAAAUAAAUAAAAUUUGUUUCAAACAAUAUAUACUUUAAUUAAAAUUCCAUGCAAUCUGUGGGCAUAAGACGCAUUGUUGGAAGCACUCACAACUGAUAGAGUGUUGGCACUCAUUCCGGCCCCCAUGCAGGCCGGCACACGGAAUGCAGAUGAAAAAUUCUAUUAUCUCCUUAUCUCUGUAUCUAUCUAUCUAGCUUUUAACUUAGUCAUAACUCCCGCUGGCAGACUUGACCAGAAAAAAUUUGACGUAUCUUAUAACUGCGUUGGUACUCACGCAAUUCAGUUAAACAUCGUCACUCUGUCGAAUUAUCUUGUCAGUUUCUGGCGUGCUGAAUAAAAAUGGAAAUUCUGUGAAGACUUGCUUCUUGCUCUUAAUCCUUGUGUCAGCUGUUUAUGGUAAUUUAGGCGAACCUGGACCAGGUAUAAAUUUUAGCUUUUAUGUUCCACAAACAAAAAAUAACAGUUUGUAGAAAAUAUUUAAUUUGAACCAUAGUUUAUCACAGGCAGCCCCGUCGUAAACUGUUUAGUGUUUAUGUUAUGUAAAUGAUUUUAAAACAGCCAAAUAGAUAAGCUUUACUUUGUAAUAGCGUAAAAUACAGUUAAAUAAACGAAUAAAAUGGCUAAAUGAUCAGUGAUAUUCAAUAUUGUCGAGAAAUAUUUCGUGACACGGCAUGCAUGUAGUAUAAUUCCCAACUUGUUUGAGACACUGGGCGAGGUUGUAUAAUUCCCUGCUUCAUCUGCUAACCCUCUUAUAUAAUAUAUAAGGUGUCAUGGAAUAUUUCCAGACCAGGUAAGAAAAUUUUUUUAUUUAUAACUGUGUUUAACAGAAUUUACAGACCUUCCUCUAACCGCGCCAAACGGCAAACUCAAAGUCACAUUACUGUUAGCUGUUCGAAGUUUAUAAGGCCGCAUUAAAAUUGAAGCAUGAAUUAGCUACAACUUUGCUGUCGAAAACUGUAGAACUUACCUUGAAAUGUGAUUUGAACGUAAACGUCAAUUUUAAAGUCGUUCCAUGUAAAAUAAUAAUUUAAUUAUACAUAAUUUAAAUCGCUGGCGGAGCCUUUACAAGACCCCUUUACAAUAAUUACAAAUCUGUUCACAAGCUGUCGACAAGUUGUGUUCGCACUGCUUGUUCCCCGCAGUUGUUGUAACAAGUUUGGAGCAAGCUGUUAACAACUUGUAACAAGCUUGAUGGCAUUAUCUGACUAGUUACAAGGUUGUUCUAGACUUCUAGCAAGUCUGAUACAGUCUUGAUAUAACAAGAAUGUUACAAGGUUGACGACACAUGCAAGGUUGUAACAAUAUUGUUAUAUCAUGACUGUAUUGGACUUGUUGGAACAACCUUGCAACAAGCCUGAUAAUAUCAACAAGAUUCAGUUACAACUGCUAACAAGUUGUUCCAUACUUGUUGACAACUUGGGACAAACAGUGCGACUUAACUAGUUAACUUGUUGGCGGCUUGUUGGCAGACUUGCUGAUGUGAGAUUUUUAUGUGUGUCAUAUUUUUCAUUUUUGUCAGUCAAGUCUGUUUCGCUCAUGUCUGGGAAAUGGGCAAUUAGUUUUUCUUAUUUAAUAAUUAGUUGAAGCUUUAUUUUGGAGCUAAAUGGUUGCGUGAUGUAUCAGUUGUGAGUGCCUCCAGCAAUGAUUGCAAUCAGAUUGGAAUUUUUGCAUAUUUCACACAGAUUGGAAUUUUAAUUCAAAUAUCUAUUGUUUGAAACAAAUCAUGCGAACAAAACACGGGCGUCAGCACAACGGACUUGAUUGCCUCUAAAAUAAAGCUCUUUAUAAACAGGAGUGUUAAUUCAAUUUGCCUCUGCAUGAAAACAAAAAAUAACCAUGGAAAUAUAAACAGUGAUUCUUCUGGGUCUCACGAAUGGCCUUUCGAAGCACAGAGUAAAUACCAUACAGAGUCUCACUUCUUAUUAAUUUCAGCGUAAGGGAUAUUUCCAGUCCGCCAUGUUCUUAGCAAGUGCCAUAAAGAGAGGCCGUCACCCCCUGAAAAGAUAUCGAAAUUUAAUGCUCCAGGGGAUGAAUGCUACUGUGAUAGAACAUUUAUCUACUGAUAUAACUGAUGCUACCUUCAGAUAAACUGCCUAUCUUUUUCUUGAAGCCAAAGCGUGUCUAGUCUCCCUCGCAGACGUUCUUAUAGCUCUAACCCUCGCUAACUAACGUCUGCUGAAACGAGCUGCACAUUCCAUUCCCUUUGUUUUAGGAGCCAAUCAUCUGGCAGUGUUCAAAAGAGAAAGAGCCAAUUGGAAGCCGCCUUAUUGAGGGUUUAGCUACUGGGGAAAGCCCUUGCACAUGGGAAUAUAUUGUUUGGGUUGAAAUUUGUUUACUUGCGUGGAGAUAUUUUGGAAACUAUAGCCUUGAACUUCACGAUGUUUAGGUAGAAUAAUAUUGUGAUCAUCUUCUCGCAUGUUCUGCAAACAACCGGCUAUAUAAAAUGCAAAAGUUAUGCAACAAGCGAAAUUUUAAAUUUUGUUAACAAUGACAAACAAGCAAUCGGGAAACUCGAGAACGAGUAGAUCAGGAUAUGUCCAAAUGUUGCUAUUAAAUUCUUCCGAUAUGCCAUGGCUUCGACGAAAAAUUCUAAAAGAUUAAGCUCUCGUUGCAUGUAGACUAAGUAUAGCGAAGUUACAUGUAUAAACGUUUCGAAGUUUGGGGGAACUGGAAAUUCAUAUCAACGCAAUUAAUUUAAAAGUUUCUCGGGUUUUAUUUGUGUUGUGUUUACAUUCAAAAGUCAGAAGUCGUUGCUCAAACAACAAAUUAGUUUACUUUGAAACUAAUAUUUCGCUUUCUAAGCCACAGUAUUAUAUCAAAUUUUCUGUCUUCUGAGUUCUGUUGUCUUAAAGAUAUAUAUCUGUCAAAAGUUCAAAUUUCAGCGAAAUAUAUUCUGCAUUUGAUGCUGUCGCCACUAGAUUAAUACAGUAUGCCCUCGAGUAUGCCAUCCUGUCCACGUUUUAAAUAUAACCGAACAUCUUUAAAGGUGAUCUACAGUCCGAUCUGCGCAUGUGCACAAAUGAGCCCACUUUUUAUGAUACAAACAGUUUAACUAUGUUUUGAGUUCUUGAAAAGCCUAAUUGUUGUUUCUUGAUCAUUUAUUAUACUCUAGAAGGUCCUAGAAGCUUGAAAAUAUAAAUAGUUGUCGAAUAAAGCUCAAUAUUUUGGACACAAAAAUGUAAACAAAGGCUUUGUUUACAUACGGACUGUAGAUCACCUUUAAUAUCCGAAUCUGAUAAUUAAUAGCGCAUUUUAUUUCCUGGACAAGUAUCAAUGUCUUUAAAUUCAAUUUAUGUGCAAUUUUGACCCAAAUUCAACCGACGACUGCUUUCAAAAUAUAAAAAUAUUUAUGUACUAUUUUAUAUUCCGCCCGUAAAUCACUUUCCGAAAUAUAGAAGGUUCACUGUGAUUGGUCGAUCGGAGGGAAUGGAAUGUGCAGCUCGUUUCAGCACAUUCUCGUACCCAGAGCCCUUCUUACGCGCGGUCAACGGAGCACGACGAGGGGCUCUGGCCAAAUCCAUAUCAAACUGGCUUCUGAUUGGCCACAACGAAAUAUAUGGUUUAUUGUAUAAAAUAUGAAUAAAAAUCAAGCGCUCCAUGAAGCGUUGGUUUCGUUUUGGAGAAAAUUGGGAGAAAAGACAUUAUUAAAGUUGAAAGAACAGCAGUACGAAGCAGUUAGGAAGAUUGUUGUUGAUAAUCGCCCACAAAAGCGGUAGAUGUCGCUAAUUUUAUUUAUUUAAAUCAAUUAGUUGAUUGAAAUUAAUAGGUUGAGACGUGAUGUUCUCAUAGCAAAAAGUCAGCAUAUUUAUGGCAGAUGCUCGUCGUAUUUCCAAAUCAGUGAUGUUAAUCAAACAAAUCUGUGUUACAUGUUCAAAGCUGAAGUGCCAUCUGAAGCGGAAAAUAUUAAAGCCAGCCAGAAUAUGAAGUUAACUGUGAUGACUAUUUUCUUCCUAGAAACCGAUUUUUUACAAUUUUCAACGGAUUUACAGUAUAGUAUGUCUUAUGUAUGACUGUUGACUUUUAAUAAAACACAAAAAAAGUCUAAAAAUCUGUACAACAGCGACUUAAAAUCGAAUAUAAAAUAGUGAGACAAUCUCUCGUCUUCGUAUCCGUAUCCAUUACUGCUUUGACAACGUUUAAGAGGGAAAUAUAUACUAAAUUUUAUCAACAUGCAUUGAGAACAUCACGUCUUACCUACUAAUUGAUUUAAAUAAAUAAAAUUAGCGAAACCUACCGCUUUUGUGGGAUUUUCCUGGAGUGAAACAUUCAAAACGAAACAAACAAGAAAACCGAAGUGUUUAUCCGCGUUUGACGUUGAGCAUGCGCAGUGUUUAACCGGAUACCAUGUUUUAUGGUAUCCGGUUAUGGAUUUGGCCAGAGCCCCUCGUCGUGCUCCGUUGACCGCGCGUAAGAAGGGCUCUGGGUACGAGAAUGGUUUCAGCAGACGUCAAUCUCGUCUGCGAUCCUUGGGAAGGAAACGAAGGCUCUGGGAUAAUCCAUCUCAGAAAUGAAUAUGAUUGGUUGCUGGUGUACAAUGGAAUGUUGCAAUUUUGCAAAAAUUAAUUUUUAACCGUAUAUUUUUAUAUACAACAUGGCGGCCGUUUAGGAGUGUACGAAUAUUGUUUUGGUUUUUCAGAGCUGUGCUAUAUUAGUAUACUACAGAGGAACUGCAAAGAAACGUAUAAUUAAUGCGUAUAAUAUCACAACAGUUAAAUGGAGCGUGAAAACUUUACUCAUAUUUGUGUUGUACAGGUUUUCUGUAGUUUUAAUCUAUACAUAGUAUACAGUACUGUCAGUGUUUUGACUAUAAUAUCAAGUAUGUGCUAUAUUUUGCAAAUACUAUUUGUGUCAGAAAUGGUUAAUAACUUUUAUUUAUUUGUCUUUGUGUUAUUUAAUUGCGAAGAACUAGCUAAUAACUAGUUUCAAUAAAUCCAAUCUUGGAAUUUACUGUUAUAUAUUUUAUUAUUUAAUGUAUAUACGGCAUGUACUGUAAACUUUUCAAGUGCAGGAGUAUGUAAUACUCAUUUUAACUUGUAGCAUGUAACCCUUCUCUAUAUGGGUGCAUAUGAAUCUUUUGCUGUUAUAAUUUAUUUAUAGAAGAGUUCAAAAACGCUUUAUUCUCUAAAUAAACCACAAUUUCACAGGCAGUGAUUGAGUGAUAUUAACUUGUAUUCCAGUCUGCAUACACCUAUUAAAUACAUAUGAAUUCUUGGGUUUCACUAUGGCAAUUUGCACAUUCUGUCAUUGGUUCUGACGGGGGAUCAACCUAAAAAUAAAUGUAUUGAUGCUUAUGUUGUACUGGAGUGAGCAAAUGAUAUGAAAUUGCAUGUAUUUGCUACCAAACACAAGGCCAACACACGCAGUGAAUUUAUUAUUAUUAUUAGUGAAAUUAAUUCACUCUGAUGACUGUGUCUCGAUUUAGAGUUGACUACCCAUCAAAUUUAUGACGUCAUAUGAAACACAAUAAUAUACAGUAUAAUAUUACUGACAGCUAAUUGUAGCAUAAAGUAUUUAAUGAUUUUAAUUUAUUGAGUAGCACAAUAUGCCAAAUUGGCAAUCCCUUUGUUAAUCUUGGCCACACAGUAAUUCAAAGAAGCCCUGCCCUCUGUACGAGGUUGUAUUAAUUGGAUUCUGUCCAAGAAAACGUCACAAACCUUUUGAUCCAGAUGUUACAAAGUAUGAAUUCCAGAUUGGGAGACCAUAUAAAUAUUUUUAAUAAAUUCAUAUACUUUUUUUAAGAAAUGUUCUAUUCAUAUUAAAUGAUAGUGAUCAGCCACCAAUACCAGAAUUCAUUUUCAUCAGCUUCCCCCUGGUUAUGACCCCCUGCAGGGAACCACCUAGGGUGCAGGUAUAAUUUUGUGAUGAAUGAUAAAAAAUUGCCCAAUAUAAAUGCCAAGCCACAGAAAUAUUUUUAUUACCAUGGUCAUGACAACUACCCUGUCAGUUUGAUUGCAAUGUCGAAACUUGUUAUUACACUGGCCUGUAAGGCCAAGUGUCUUAAAUCCCCCUUUUUCUGUUUUUUUCGUAGUCGAGAAAUCGAGUUUGCGUCAAUAAUAGCAGUCAAUAAUUUCAUGUAAUUUAAAUGAUUAUCGGAUAAUGUUGAGCAUCAAGAAUAUAUGUAUAAUAUCCUUCAUACAUUUAUAAUAAUAUUCAGGCUAAAUAUCAUAGUUAUUAUUUUACGUACUAUAGUUUUAUCAGGUAUAAAGAUACGAGGUGAAGCCAAGUAUCUUUAGGUCUGAUAAAGCAUACACUGCGAAUGUUUUAAAUUGCUCAACUGAUGGUCACCAACAACAAAUAGUACUUUAUUACAAGGCGGCAAAAUGUAUUUAAAUUAAAAGCAAAAUAUUGAUUAUUGAUUUGCCUACUGAGGCACACAGUAUUGAACAGUCAAUUGUGGUGAGUGAUGCUGAACUGCCUGUUGUAUGUUGUGAGUGAUUUUGAGCGCCUGUUGUGACGAGUGACACUGAAUUGCCCCAAUUGUGGCUCAGGAAAAAAUGUACCUGCUGACUUGUCAAAUAAUCUCCUUAAAUAAUGUUCUGGGAAGUAAUUUGUGUAAUUGAUUACAAACAAAAAACAAGGGCUUGUUAACAGUAUAAUGAGGAAAUUAAUUCCCUCUCAUUAUAUUAUUCAGCCUUGAUAAAGCAUAUGGAGGCUUUCUGUCUGAUUUGACCCUCAUGCAUGUAAUUGUUUGGGAAUGCCUGAUCAUUAAGAUCACAACAUUUGUUUUGAAGCUUGGCCUUUGAAAUCUAAACCCAAAGCACUAUAUGUGUGUUCACAAUGUUCUUGGGAUAAGAAUAAAAAUAAAAUAAAAUAUUUCAACUCAAUUAAAUUCAGGAAAUGUUAAUUAACCAUGGAGGUCAACCAGGUUUUACUCAGGGCAUAUGGCUAACAUAAGCAUUUAAAUUCCAAGUCCUUUGGGUCUUGUACUCCCUUUAACUGUUAAAUAUACUGUAUGAUAUUGACAUUUGCAAGAAAGAUCUAUUGUAGCAACAAUAACUAUUAAAUGUUUUGAUGAUCAUGGAUAUGGUGUAUUGAGAGUCCAUAUUAUUAAAUUAAAUUAAAGUGAUUUUACAUAUCUGUUUCACAAUCAAGGCAGCAAUUUCCUUGCGACAGUAUUAAAUUCAUAGUAUAAAUACUUCUAUCGAUCCAUUCGUUUUGCACUGUUGCUUUGUACAUUUAAUAGAUCUCCUUUAAGGUCCAGUUACACGUGCGAUUUUUUUCUCGCGCCGGCAACGCAACUGGUUAAAUUUCAUUGCGUUACUCGCGCGAGUGAUGAAAUUGCCCGUGUAACAUAUCUGGCGCGGUAACGCAAUUGCAACCCAAUAUUCUCGGCAAUCGUUGCGGAAAGUUGAAAUGCUUGAACUUUCGGCAACGAUUGCCGAAAAUAUCGAAUUACCCAGGCAUUGUUUGAGCAGGAAACGCAUGGGCAAUGAAAUUCGCUUCUGUACGGACAGCGUGCUGUAGCGCUGCCAAAUAUCGAAGCGAUUAUUGUGUCUUUCUUGUAAAGCGUUUCAGAUAGAUUAUCAACUAUCUUUUGAAAUGAUCAAAAUCCAUUCGCACAAAUUUUUCAAAUCCUGGUGUGUCGUGGGCAGCCAGAUCGAUUUGCCCUCGAUUUGCCCGCGCCCGCCUGUGCCUUUCUUAUAGGAAAUUGCUAGAUAGUAUACUUCAAAAUAAGGAUUCUGUUUUUAUAUCAAUUUUUUAAAUAGGGUUGGGGUUAGGGUUAAGUUUAAUAUUAGGGUUAGAGUUUAGUUUUGCGUUAGGAUGGUUUUUUCUACGUUAUAAAAACGGAAAUCGUAUUUUGAAGUAUACUAUCUAGCAAUUACCCUUCCUUAUAACGAGGGAAGGAAGGAAACAUUGAGACCAAAAUAGCCCAGACUUGGCAUAUGUCACACGAAACUAUCCUCGAUUUUUCGCCUUUAAUGCAUUUCUUUCACGAUUAAUCGAUAUCCCCUGCAAGAAUGAUACCGUAUAACUCUCAAAACAACGAUGCUUUAAUCAAAGAGCUUAAAUUCGCUCUGAAAUCCAUGAGGGAAUAACAAAAUUCGGCCAAAAUAUAUCCGCGUGCCGGUGUCCCAGGAUUUUCGCCCCCCCUACACUUUCGCCCCCCGGGGGGCGAAAUUCCUAGGAAUAUCGCCCCCCCCCAGGGGGGCGAAAAUCCUAGGAAUUUCGCCCCCCUUUAGGAAAUUCGCCCCCCUUUAGGAAAUUCGCCCCCCUAGGAUUUUCGUCCUCCGUUCAAUAUUUCGCCCUUCCUAACAGUUGCAUGGGAUAAUUAUUACAUGGCUUUAAUCAUUUGAAAUCAAUAUCAAUUCAAAAUUGUUAAGACAGAGCUUGAAAUAACAACCGAUCACCGAUCGGCAAGGAAUUGCUUUAAUAUGAUCGGCGGAAAAGCAGGGUUUCGGUUUCCAACCUGAAAAAAGCAGGGAAAGUCAUGACUGCCGAUCACCAUGAUCGUGAACUUUGGGAACGUUUAUUAUUUCAAGCCCUGCAUGUAAGAAUACAAAUUUACAAUUACAUGUAUCGAAAGGGCUUACACAGUUACAGUAGAUCAAUAGGACUUAUGACGCUUCACAGCACACCAUGCAUAUUUUGCAUUUCAGUGUUAAUCCUUAAACUCAUUGUUAAAAAGUAAUCACCGUGGUGGUUAUUGUAAUUAUUGGUAUUGUUUUGCAUCCACGUUUUGUCGUUAUUGGAAAAUGUGUGGCUUAUAAGUUGUCACUAUUUUUUACUUGCAUUAUUUCAAUAUAGUUUGUAAAUCUCAGAAGCGAAGGGUAAAACUUGCCAAUAGGCAAUACUCCAAUAAUAUACGUUUCAAAAAAGACGAAUAAGCUUUUAGUUUUGCAGAGUUACAUUCUCAAAUGUUUAAGGCACUAAUAAAGUCAAAGUAUCAUGAAAUUAUUUGAAUAAACCACACCACAUAUAUAAUGCAAUUUUCUUUGCGGAAGUCAAGAAUCAAGAUUACAUCACUAUUAAAUUAAACACUGACAUGGAAAGACUGGAAAGUUGAUGAUUCAACGGACAAUAGUCAAUACGCUUCCCAACACAUUCCAUAGAUUUUUUAUUAAUCCUAUAGUUUAUUGUUAGCAAGUGAUUAGUCACUGAUUACUGUGGCGGCUAUUGUUAACACUGGUAUUGAUAAAAUUUGCAAGCGAUUGUUUUUAUAAUAUGUUAUGUGAAUGUAAACUGUCAGAAGAAUACGACAACAUGAUUUUAUCAUAGAUAUCUUAUAUGAUUUUAUGCGAUCUCUGUGGGCAAUGGUUCCACUUUAAAUGUGUAGAAUAUGACACUAGUCUAAGUACCUCAAAUGAGUGGUUAUGCAGACUGCAGUGUGCACACUACCAGCUGCUAAGAAGCCUAAAAUGUGUAUGUAAUUUUGUCUCUUUGUAAUAAAUAAAUAAAUAAAUAAAUCACACAAUAAACCUUUUCAACUUGCAAUCGUUUUGUUUUUAGAUCAAAAAUUCAAAAUUUAUAUGGGGGGGCGAAAUUCCUAAAGGGGGGCGAUAUUCCUAGGAGAUUUGCCCCCCUGGGGGGCGAUAUUCCUAGGAGAUUCGCCCCGGGGGGCGAAUAUCCUAGGAAUAUCGCCCCCCUUUUGAGAGGGGGGGCGAAUCUCCUGGGGGGGGCGAAUCUCCUGUGACACCGGGUUUGCUGGACAAAAAGCGGAAGUCGUUGAACAACUCAAAAUACACUCAACCCUGAUUGGACAACGAAAAUCAACAAACAUUUCAAAUUUUUCUCCACUGGGAGGGGGGAUAGUACUUGGAACAGUACUGUAAUAAUUUGAUUAUUUGAAUCAAAACAAUUCACAAACGUUAUAAAGUCUCCUACAAGUCGAUUAUAUGUGUUACUGUAAAUAUAACUGUAAAUAUAACUAUAAUUUACGCUGAAACAUCUUGUCAAAUAGGGUAAAUUACUAUCCGUAUUUACUGACUAAACUUCUUAAAUUUAAAUAAUUAGAUUUGCACUGGUUUUCCCCCGACAACAUUUGUUAAUUGUUUUGAUUCAAAUUUAUAUUACGUUACAUUACUGACUACUGAAAAUUUGAAAUGUUUGUUGAUUUUCGUUGCCCAAUCAGGGUUGAGUGUAUUUUGAGUUGUUCAACGACUUCCGCUUUUUGUCCAGCAAACCCGGCACGCGGAUAUAUUUUGGCCGAAUUUUGUUAUUCCCUCACGGAUUUCAGAGCGAAUUUAAGCUCUUUGAUUAAAGCAUCGUUAGUUUGAGAGUUAUACGGUAUCAUUCUUGCAGGGGAUAUCGAUUAAUCGUGAAAGAAAUGCAUUAAAGGCGAAAAAUCGAGGAUAGUUUCGUGUGACAUAUGCCAAGUCUGGGCUAUUUUGGUCUCAAUGUUUCCUUCCUUCCCUCGUUAUGAGGAAGGCACAGGCGGGCGCGGGAAAAUCGAGCCUGGGCCUCCUGUGCCUUUACCAGGGCCUUUGCUGCCCUUCGCCUCCUUCCUCAAAAGGCCCUGGGGACGAGGUUGUAGUUAGCGAGGGUCAGAGCUAUAAGAACGGCAAUUGCUAGAUAGUAUACUUCAAAAUAAGAUUUCCAUUUUUAUAUCAAUUUUUAAAAUAAGUUAGGGUUAGGUUAGGGUUAGGUUGGGGUUAGGGUGAGUAUUAGGGUUAGGGAUUAGUGUUGCGUUAGGAUAGUUUUUUCUACGUUAUAAAAACGGAAACCUUAUUUUGAAGUAUACUAUCUAGCGAUCACCCUAUAAGAACGUCUGCGAGGGAGACUAAAGCGUGUCUGGAGGUCAGAUCACGCGUGUUUAUGUCAUGAUUGACAGAUUGAGUGCUCUACUCAUGCGUGAAAAGACUGGGACUGGCCUUCACGUUUGGCUUCAAAUUUCCGGUUGGAAGUAGCGUUCCAGUUCUAUUCAGUUCAAUGUUGCUGGCUCUCAAAUUGGAAUAAUUCAUGUAAGCCAAUAAUAUUGGAUCAAAAUUCAAGAUGGCGGACGCUUUUUACGCCAAUUCCGUAUAUCUCUUAAAAACAAGGGUACUCUAAAUUGUACAUGCAACCCAACAAUCAUCUACGAGAAAAACAAUCGUUUGCAUAACUACAAUAAGGCCAAAUAAAAAAAAUACUUGGUUAGCGUCUCACUCUCACAAGUUUUCAGAGGCGGGCGGGCGCUUUUUUAAAAUUUUUACUCGUUUUUUAAAUUUUUAAUAAUAUUUUUGGGAGGAUGGGGGCGGUUUUUCCACCAUAUCGGUGAUAUUUUUUGUACUGAUGUUGCGAAGGCCGCCAUUUUGCUAUAAUAAGCUUCUUGUAUACCCAAGCCCACGCGCUCCUAUCGAUCAGUUUAUAGCGCGAAGGUUUGAACAUGAGAAAAAAUUCAAAUAUUAAGCUGUUUUAAGCUGUAAAACGAAGAGAUUUACAUUUAAUUAAAAAAAAAUUCAGAGGCGGCAGAAAUCGAGAGGCGGGCGGUGACGCUAAACAAGUUUCUUUUUUAUUUGGCCUAAGUCGACAAAAAACAUGCCGAAACGAGACAAACGUCGCCAAAAAUGCAAUUUUAAGAGUGAACACAACAGAGUGGCAGAAUUUUAUGCUUUACUUCCACUUUCUAUGAAUUCCUUAGAUUCUGGAAAACAAUUCCUUAAUUUAAGUUUUGUAAAAUUUCCUUAAUGUCUAUAGGGUAGAUUUUCUGAAUUUUUUUGAAAUUAUUAAUUUAUAAAAAACUCAUUUGAUGGAUUUUGAUUCCCUAAAAUAACUUCAUAUAAAAACAUAAACAGCAGCAACCUUAAUCUCAAUCAACGAUUAAAUUUUUCAGAUCACCACCUAUAUGCUAUCAAAUUUUAAAAAAGUUCUUUCGAUUUUUACUGCCCUAUAGACACUUCCCGAAUUUGCUUGAGUGCACACGAAACAAUAGCUUGGAAUCGAGGCGGACAAUGUAAUCCAUUGGAAAUAAGUAUAGUUUUCCAAUGGAUUACAUUGUCCGCCUCGAUUCCAAGCUAUUGUUUCGUGUGCACUCAAGCAAAUUCGGGAAGUGUCUAUUGGCACUGCUUUUAAAUAUGUUAAAUUUUUCCGCAUUAAAUGGAUUCUAAAUUAUAUUUUGUCUAUACCACUGGUCUAUAUAGAUUGAUCUGAUGCGUUGUUCUUCUUUAAGGGAUAGGCUACCAAUAUUCAAUGAUUGUGUCGAAGUUCACCAGAAAACGUGCAAGUGAGUACAUUAAUUUUGAACUAUCAAUAUUUUCAUUCAAAUCGUGUCCAAAAAGUGACGCCAAGAUGGCGAAAAUUGAAAAAGAGCUAUUGGACAUCAGUUCCAGUCACUUUCUAUUCUUUUUGUCGGCGCGGUUAACACGAAGCUGGCAAGGAGUGUGUCAAAAUUUUGUAUUUUGACAUCGAUUUAAAGAAUAACACUAUG